UUCGGGGGCCGAGGGCUGGCGCGGGGCAAGCGGCGCCUGCGCGGGCGCAGGUCUGCCUCAGGGCGGAGAAUGCGCGCGCAGCGCCUUCUUCCCCGGCGGAAGUUUUCGCGGGGCCACUGAGCAGAACACUAUCACGAUGGAGAUUCCAGCCCAGUGCUUCUGAGGGCCAGACCGUGAUCUCAUAAAGCAUGAGCAACUUCUGUCCAGACUGUGGCAAAAGUCUCCAAGCAACGUUCAAAUUCUGCCCUCACUGCGGAAAGGCUUUACCGACAGAGAGCCCUGAGGGGUCCCAGGCCUUUGCCAGACCGGUUUCGUCCAUCUUCGUAGGCUCCAGAAAAGAGAAGAACCCCAGUUAUGAACCCGCUCCCAAGAAAGUGAAAUGGUCCAGCUGUUGUAGCACGUCUUCGUCAUCCUUCUUGUCAGACUACGAGAGUUCUGAGUCUGAAGAUGCCUUGAAGGGCAAAAGAUGGACCAGUCCUCUGAUCCCCAAAAGCAGCCCGCAGAAGAAAAGCCCCCGGACCCAGAAGCGGCACCAUGUGACCAUCUCCCUGGAGGCUUUGCCUCAGGGGACAGUGAUGACGGACAAGAAUGGACGGUACUGGAGGCUGGCAUCCUUGCAGACCAGGGACGACCAGGGCAUUGUCUAUGAAGCUGAGCCUGUCCCCGCCUGGGAGCCGAGUGGCCAGAAACGAUUCUCGCUGAAACUAGAUGCCAAGGAUGGGCGCUUGUUCAAUGAGCAGAACUUCUUCCAGCGGGCCGCCAAGAUUUCGCAAGUGAACAAGUGGAAGAAGAUGUCCUCAACCCCCUUACUGGCCAUCCCCACCUGUUUUGGUUUCGGCGUUCACGAGGACAAGUACAGGUUCUUGGUGCUCCCCCUGCUGGGGAGGAGCCUGCAGUUAACCCUGGAUGACAACCCGAAGCACAUAAUGUCCAUGCAGUCCGUGUUCCAGAUGGCCUGCCGGCUGCUGGAUGCCCUGGAGUUCCUCCAUGAGAACGAGUAUGUUCAUGGAAAUGUGACAGCCAGGAAUAUCUUUGUGAAUCCCCUGGACCGGAGCCAGGUGACCCUGGCAGGUUACGGCUUCGCCUACCGCUACUCCCCCGGCGGCAAGCACGUGCCCUACAAGGAAGGCAGCAGGAGGCCUCACGAGGGGGACCUGGAGUUCAUUAGCAUGGACCUGCACAAGGGAUGCGGACCCUCCCGCCGCAGCGACCUCCAGUCCCUGGGCUACUGUUUGCUGAAGUGGCUCUACGGAAACCUGCCGUGGACAAAAUACCUUCCCAACACCGAGGAUGUCAUGAAGCUGAAACAGAAGUUCCUGAGCGCCCCGGUGGCCCUCGUGGGACACUGCUGUCACUGGAUUCGGCCCUCAGAGUCGCUGCAGGAAUACCUGAAGGUGGUGCUGGCCCUCAAGUACGAGGAGAAGCCGCCCUACGCCUUGCUGCGAAGCAACCUGCAGGUCCUGCUCCAGGAUCUGCACGUGUCGGCCUAUGACCCCAUCGACCUCCGGGUGAUGCCAUAGGACUUUCUACGCCCAGUGUGAAAUAGGGGGGGGGAAAAUGGGAAGAAGAAAUGUGAAAUCCAGGCCUGCUGUAGAUAAGCUUCUAGAAAGACCCCUCGGACGUGCAUUCCCACUGCUUCUGUAGGUGACGCUGCUGUCCAGCCAGGUUGGCGGGGAACACGGGAACUCGCAGUUAGGCUCCAGGUAACGUGAACGCCUCCUCCGCCGUCCCUUCCUCACAGCCGCUGGGGCGGUGAACGGAGAAGAUGCUCAGCUAGGGGACCGGUCCCUCAGUGGGACCCUCCUACCAUUAGAACCUCGUGCUUUGGUAAUAAAUUGUUUCACGGGAGCUUGGA
This is a messenger RNA of Pipistrellus kuhlii (Kuhl's pipistrelle), 1855 nucleotides long. RefSeq names its product VRK serine/threonine kinase 3 (gene VRK3). Bases 189 to 1520 code for a protein of 443 amino acids. The transcript is spliced from 15 exons. The record is from RefSeq and is a predicted model, not a curated record. NCBI's taxonomy places the organism in Eukaryota, Metazoa, Chordata, Mammalia, Chiroptera, Vespertilionidae. Gene Ontology annotation, molecular function: protein serine/threonine kinase activity; ATP binding. Gene Ontology annotation, cellular component: nucleus; cytoplasm. Gene Ontology annotation, biological process: signal transduction; peptidyl-serine phosphorylation.